AGCCCACUAACUCGACAGGCUCUCCCAAGCUUCGAACAUGAAAACCAAGCCUACUAUUUUGGUUGCAUUACUUGUUCUUUGCGCACUAACAUGCACCGAUGGAGUCAACGAAGGUGACGGGCCUCAAUAUCUUUUGAAAGAUGCAGAAGCAAUGAAUGACGAACAGUUUGAAUCAAGCAUGGCGCACUUUCCCAGUGUGUACCUAAAAGAGCAGCCAAGGAAGGAGCUUGUGGUGAUGGAACGGGGUGCGCCACCCUGGCAGCCACACGCCAAACGACCAGGUGCAUCGCCAAACCCAUAUGCCCCACCCCACUUAGUCCCCGGAAAGAAACCAAAGAAAAAGAAAACGAAGAAGCCAAAGCGUACAGAAAGUACCACGAUGCCUACAGCGGUUUAAUUGUAGGCGCUUUUAUGGGCCAGAUGGAUUUUUUAGUAGUUUACUUAGGCAUAAGUGAAAUGGAAUUUCUCACAAAGAAUAAAGAUUUUUCUUGUA
This is a messenger RNA of Dermacentor andersoni, 493 nucleotides long. The record is from RefSeq and is a predicted model, not a curated record. Lineage: Eukaryota; Metazoa; Arthropoda; Arachnida; Ixodida; Ixodidae.